Molecule: messenger RNA, 2340 nt
Organism: Cottoperca gobio
Lineage: Eukaryota; Metazoa; Chordata; Actinopteri; Perciformes; Bovichtidae
Gene: svopb
Product: SV2 related protein b
Exons: 16
Coding region: 125-1744 (539 amino acids)
Biological process (GO): transmembrane transport
Cellular component (GO): membrane
Molecular function (GO): transmembrane transporter activity
Source: RefSeq, a predicted model, not a curated record
UUCCUGGUCUGACCCCGCCCCUUUCUUCCCUCAAGGUAUUGUUCUCUGAUUAGGUGCACCAGCAGGUUUGAUCAGCGGUGUGUUAUGCUGUGAAAGUCACAGCUCUCUAACACUUACCACAGAAAUGGAAAACUGGAGCAGAAAAGCCAAUAUUUCUUACAGGAGGUGGAGAAAUCCUGAAGUGAGGGGUGAGGUACAUUUGGUGGGUCACAGCGAUGAGGACCAGGGCACAGACAAUGAGAUCUGCACUGUAGCCUCAGCAGGAGUCAACUCCAGCUCUGGGUUUGAUCAAGCUGAGGAAACCUUUACAGUCGAUGAUGCACUGGAGGCCAUCGGCUUUGGAAAGUUCCAGUGGAAAAUGUCCGUCCUCACGGGACUGUCAUGGAUAGGAGACGCCAUGGAGAUGAUGAUCCUCAGUAUCUUGGGCCCCCAGCUGCACUGUGAGUGGAGGCUGCCCGGCUAUCAGGUGGCUCUCAUAACAUCGGUGGUGUUUGCAGGAAUGGGGAUCGGUUCACCCGUAUGGGGGAACGUGGCCGAUACGUACGGCAGGAAAACAGCUCUGAUGAUUUGUAUCUGCUGGGCUCUGUUCUACGGCCUGUUGAGCGCCUUCGCUCCAGUGUACGGCUGGCUCUUGGUCCUGCGGGGCCUCGUAGGCUUUGGCAUCGGAGGAGCUCCUCAGUCGGUGACACUCUACUCAGAAUUUCUUCCAGUGAAGUCAAGAGGCAUCUGCAUCAUGCUGAUUGCGGCGUUCUGGGCCCUUGGUUCUGUGUUCGAGGUCCUCCUGGCAUUGUUGAUAAUGCCCACUCUGGGCUGGAGGUGGCUGCUCGGCUUGUCCGGUAUACCAUUGGCAAUCUUUCUUUGCUUCUGCUCCUGGCUGCCUGAAAGCACUCGUUUUAAUCUGCUGGCGGGAAAAACCAAGAAGGCCAUGGAAACUUUAACACGCAUCGCCAAAGAGAAUGGCAAGGCCUUGCCUCUGGGGAAGAUCAUCGCCUUCCAGAAGAAUGACCGUGGACAGAUCAAAGAUCUCUUCACUCCUCAGUAUUGGAGGACUACUCUACUUCUGUGGUUUAUAUGGUUUGCAAAUGCCUUCUCCUAUUACGGGAUAGUCCUCUUGACAACUGAGCUGUUCCAAUCUGGACAUUCAUGUGCGGAAAUGCAAGGUGUCCAGAUUAAACCUAACUGUAGUCUGGAAUGCAGAUAUUUGACUUCAGCUGACUACAAAGACCUUUUAUGGACGACCUUGGCUGAAUUCCCAGGUAUUUUAGUUGUCCUCCUGGCAAUUGAUCGUAUUGGCAGGAAGAAGAGCAUGGCUCUGUGUUUCUUCAUGUUUUCUUUGUCCAUGCUUCCCUUAUUCGCUUGUAUUGGGAGGCUACCUGUUACUAUCUGCAUCUUUAUUGCCAGAGCCUUCAUCUCCGGAGGAUUCCAAGUGGCUUUUGUUUACACACCAGAGGUGUACCCGACAGAAACCAGAGCUUUAGCAAUUGGGACUUCAAAUGCAGUAAGCAGGGUGGGUGCCCUGAUUACCCCCUUUGUGGCACAGGUGUUGCUCAGGACAUCGGUGAAUGCGACCGUGUCGUUGUACGUUUGCCUCAGUCUGCUGGGUGGCCUUGCGUCCUUGCUCCUGCCCAUUGAGACGUUGGGCCGGAGUCUGCAGGAGUCCGGUCUUGAACAGGAGGUCGGAGAGCAGACGGCCACCUCAGCCAGUCAGUCAAAUGAUACAACACACUCCCCAAAACAGAGGUAGAUGAUCCAGGAAGAAUGAAAUAAAAAUGGAAAAGAAAGGAUAUUUUUCCCACUUCCAGGCUGCUGCAGAUGCCACAGUUGCUUGUUGAACUGUGGAUUGAAUCUUGUGAGCAAUGAUGGGUGAAGAACAACGGGGGACAAUCUCAUUACGGGAAAGGAGUGAUAAUUGAGGCCUACUUCCCAUGUCUAAUGAGAGCGGAAGCACACUUAUGCUUGGACUGCUUUGUUUGCCCACUCUUCCAUCGAGGCCAUGAGCAGCAACAGAGGGGACAUUAUGGACCAUGAUGAUUCACUGUGCGGGCUCUGCUUAGAGCUACACAUGCCUUGCCCUCACAUUUUGGAUAAAAAAUGUGUAUUUAUUUAUAGCCUUCUUAUAGUUCUUAUUUCUCACAGUAAACUGGUUCAAUAUGCUUUAGCUCUAUUGUAUUUCAUCAUUGAAUCUGCGUUGUAAUUUGCACAAUAAAGUAUGAAUAGUUCUAUUAUUAUGGCUCUACAUUUGAGCUGCAACGAUAACUCGAUUAAUUGACAAGUGGAUUUUCUGUAAACUAAUCUGCAAUUAUGAUAAAAUAUAGACAUUCUUCUCAAAUGUGAGAAUUA